Messenger RNA from Vicia faba (fava bean), 510 nucleotides. The record is from the annotation of a GenBank genome assembly. NCBI's taxonomy places the organism in Eukaryota, Viridiplantae, Streptophyta, Magnoliopsida, Fabales, Fabaceae.
AUGAAUGCGUCUGAUAAUCCCCGAAUAGGGUCUCUCUUUAACGGGGCUAUUCAUUGGUUGGCUUUUCGUUGUGAUAUACCAAUGAAUGUUAUUGUUGCCUUUGAUUUAACUGAAAGAAAAGUUUUAGAGAUGUCUUUGCCAGAUGAUUUUGCUUACAAUGAUCCUUACUAUUGUGAUUUGUGGGUAUUUGGAGAAUUUCUCAGUCUAUGGUCUAUGGGGAAUGAUACGGUUGAAAUAUGGGUUAUGAAAGAAUACAAAGUCCAUUCAUCAUGGACUAUCACUCUUGUUCUUCCAAUUGAUGGCAUUUCCACUCAGUACUUUUCCCCAAUAUGUUGUACAAACAGUGGUGAUAUUAUUGGAACAGAUGGUAGCUCAGGAUUGGUGAAAUAUGAUGACAAAGGGAAGUUCCUAGAUCAUCGCUCCUAUGGUAACGAUGAACGUGGAUCCCAAGUGGUCAUGUAUGUAGAGUCACUGCUUUCACUCCCUGUUGUUGACAGUGUGCAAUCAUAA